Molecule: messenger RNA, 3337 nt
Organism: Ochotona curzoniae (black-lipped pika)
Lineage: Eukaryota; Metazoa; Chordata; Mammalia; Lagomorpha; Ochotonidae
Gene: MGLL
Product: monoglyceride lipase
Exons: 10
Coding region: 112-1101 (329 amino acids)
Cellular component (GO): membrane
Molecular function (GO): lipase activity
Source: RefSeq, a predicted model, not a curated record
CCGGCCGCGCGCAGCUCGUCCCGGCCCUAACCCGCCGCAGACGAGGAUCCGCGGCGCUCGGGAACGCGACUGCGGCGCUCGUGGCCCCUCGGGUUCCAAGACCGCUCCAGGAUGCCUGAGGAAAGUUCUCCGCGGCGGACCCCGCAGAACGUGCCCUACCGGGACCUCCCGCACCUGGUCAACGCUGAUGGACAGUACCUCUUCUGCAAGUACUGGAAGCCCACGGGCACACCCAAAGCACUGGUGUUCGUGUCUCAUGGAGCCGGGGAGCACUGCGGCCGCUAUGAGGAACUGGCUCAGAUGCUGGUGGGGCUGCACCUGCUGGUGUUUGCCCACGACCAUGUGGGCCAUGGACAGAGCGAAGGGGAGAGGAUGGUGGUGUCCGACUUCCACGUUUUUGUCAGGGAUGUGCUCCAGCAUGUGGAUCUCCUGCAGAAAGACCACCCCGGGCUCCCAGUCUUCCUCCUGGGCCACUCUAUGGGCGGUGCCAUUGCCAUCCUGACGGCCGCCGAGAGGCCAGGCCACUUUGCUGGCAUGGUCUUGAUCUCGCCUCUGGUUCUCGCCAGCCCCGAGUCAGCGACAACAUUCAAGGAUUACCCGAAAAUUGUGAAGGGUAUGGUGGAAAAGACGUCACGCUUGAUAAUGGUUUGGACUCCACUGCUUUUAUGGGUCCUUGCUGCGAAAGUGCUCAACCUCGUGCUACCAAACCUGUCACUGGGACCCAUCGACUCCAGCGUGCUCUCCCGGAACAAGACAGAGGUGGACCUGUAUAACGCAGACCCGCUCAUCUGCCGGGCGGGACUCAAGGUGUGCUUCGGCAUCCAGCUGCUCAACGCCGUCUCCCGGGUGGAGCGGGCCCUGCCCAAGCUGACCCUGCCGUUCCUGCUGCUGCAGGGCUCAGCUGACCGCCUGUGUGACAGCAAGGGGGCCUACCUGCUCAUGGAGUCGGCCAAGAGCCAGGACAAGACGCUCAAGAUCUACGAAGGUGCCUACCACGUUCUCCACAAAGAGCUUCCUGAAGUAACCAACUCUGUCUUCCACGAAAUUAACGCGUGGAUCUCCCAAAGGACAGCUGCGGCAGGGGCCAGGUGCCCGCCCUGAGCGCACCGGACAGGUGACCAGCUCACGGGCUGGGGAGGCAGGCAGCGGGAGGGCAGAGCUGGCUUCUCAGAUGUGGCUUGUGCGCGACAACACACACAAACAGAACACAGCAAAACCACCACUACUGGAGGAACCCCUAGCACAAAUUUUUUUUUUUAAUCAGACGUUUCCAGACCCUAAAGCUAUUAGCCACUGGUUCCCCCCUCAGGGGAAGUCACAUUAUGCAAAAAAGGGGAGAGUGUGCCAGUUGUGGGUCACCUGCCCUGAUGGGUAAGGCAAGGCCAAGUCUCAACCCGUGUCUUCCAGGGACGCCUGGGUCAGGACACUGAUCCAGUAACUGAGGAGCCCUCCUCCUGCCCACCCUAGGCUCCUACCCCAGUGCACCCCACGUCCCGAGACUGGCCUGGCUCUGUGGCCUUCCUGCAGCCGGCCAUGUGACCGGGUUUCCACUGGGGCCAGCUCCCCCAGACUUGUAUGACCCCUGAGGCCACAAUGCUGGAAAUGGGCCCGGGGUCUUCAGUGCAGCCCACCUCUGGGGGCCGGGGGUGAGGCUGAGUCCAGAAGGGGAAGUGGGAGGGAGCCUGGCUCUCCCACUGGGCGCUGCAUGUUGCCACAAACAGAGCUGGGGUUGUUUAACCCACCCCGGGCUGUGUUUAACACAGAAUGCUGCCUUGGAAGCAGGGAUUUGUGGGGUAACGGGAGCUGGGAGGACGGGUGGAACCUGAGCUCCAGGAGCUGUCGGAAGCCCCCCUCCAAAGUGGGACAGCCCUGCGGUGCCCCUCUGACCUGGAGGCAAGUGAGAGCAGUGGCAGCCUCGGUGCUGGCAGCACAGCUCCCCCUGGUGGCAGGAGGAGGGACUUGCCCACCACAGUGGCCCUUCAGGCCUCCUGGCAGGCAGCAUGGAGCACUCUGACCCAGAGCAGGGACCCGAGGUGCCCCAGCAGGAUGUGCCCACGGGUCCUCACCCAUGGUCACGGCAGGCAUUUCCCAGACAAGGCCCCAAGCCUGACCUGCUCUACUCAGGUGCCCUCCACGCCCUGGGCCUCACAGGGCGGCAGCAAUAAACGGGGACCUCAGCCAAGCGCACACAGCACUUCCACCUUCAAGGGGCCUUGCUUUAACCUCAGGAGCCUCGAGAGUGCACGGGUGGCCCUGGCUGGGGGGUGGCUGAACCCCACAGACGCUAAAGCAGUCUGGGGGAGCCCAGCGCCGUGGAGGUUCAGCUGAGGGUGGGGUGCUUGGACCCUCCCAGACCCUAGGGACUGGUUCUGGGUUCCCCUGCCCAAACCACAGCAUGGCCAAGAGCUGGUCACCUUGCUGGAGGCCUUAGGUCUGUGUUCCCUUGCCCCCUCCGGAGUGGCUGCAGGUGCCAAUAGAACCCAGGGGUCCACAGAGAGCAGCUUGCUAGCCCCCCUGUACCUCUGGCUUCCCUGGAGAGCUGUAACUGGCGUGUGGAGUCCACCCCACCAUGCGGCUAUGCCUGCCACUCUUGGCUAAGGACAAGCAGGAGCCCAUGCCUUCAACCCCCAGCUUGGACAGUGUAGGCCACUCCAGGUCCCCACGUCCUGACAACUGGGAGUGGGGACAGAGGUCCCAGGCAGGGCCACUCCAAGCUGUGCCCCUCACCCCGUCCUGAGGAAGCCGUGGGGGCCAGUGCAGAGAGGCUGGGGUGCUGGAGAGUCAGGAGACAGGGCUUGGCAGAAAUGACCAGGGAGAGGACCCAGGGCGUGCAGCAGGUCCUGUCCCUGCCUGCCUGGGACACUGGGUCCAGGAAGUGAUGCUAGGCAGCCCCUUCCCCGGCAGCUCCAAGGUGACACUCAGCAACCAGGAGUGGCUUUCACGCCUGAAGGUCUGGGAAAGAUGCCACGUGCAGUGAGUUGGGGGCUCAACCCCACCCACGUCCCCGCAAAGGUGGGCUGAGCAGGUGGCAGCCCCCCUCCCUCCCAGCAGCAAACAGCCUGCCCUUCCUCCUGGAGCUAGUGGGGGGGGUUGGAAGGGGUUACUGUGCACCUGUGGGCCUCGGCCACCCCUGCCGACUCCACACACCUCCUCUGUCCUGCCGCUCGCCGGCGUGAACCUGUUAGGAUCACAGCGCUUUCCCAAGCUGUCCAGCAGUCUGUCCCUGCAGUGCCGUCCUGCCUCUGUGUACACCUUAGCGGGGGCCGCGUUAGCAGCUUCAGCUGUUCAAGGACCAUGUACACUACAGCUAAUCCUAAUAAACCAGAUGUUCUCUGUG